Pseudomyrmex gracilis is the source of this 1130-nucleotide messenger RNA. RefSeq lists its product as uncharacterized. NCBI's taxonomy places the organism in Eukaryota, Metazoa, Arthropoda, Insecta, Hymenoptera, Formicidae. The transcript has 5 exons. Bases 179 to 976 code for a protein of 265 amino acids. The record is from RefSeq and is a predicted model, not a curated record.
UGAGCAUGCGCUUACAUUUUUUAAAACAUGUUGAUAUGCGUAUCACAUGCACCGUGAUACGUAUCACGCACCUACGUGAUAUUAGUGAUCGUAUGAAACAGUUACGUGAAAAUUGCGAAGAAUUAAAGAAACUUCAAGAAAAUUAAAGAAGGAAAAGGCGAUAAUUUCAUUAAUCUACAUGGUUCGCGAUGGUGCGAAUUUGUUUUUUGUGCAAGAAGAAAGCAACGAAAAAUGCAAAUUUUACAAUACACAAAUUUCCAAAAAAGAAGUGAGCAUUCGAGCACAAUGGUUGCAUGCCUGCAAAUUAUCUGAUAAGGACAAUGUGACGCAUGUAUACAUAUGCUCUGAUCAUUUUAUACAGAGUGACUAUAGACAUAGUACGGAUCUGCUGUGCCAAAAGAAAUGGUUAUUGAAACCAGAAGCAGUCCCUUCCGUUGGUGUUCUAAAUCGUCCAGCUACCAAACUGCAGUUCCAGUCAACAUUCAAGAAUGUUAUUCAAGAGAAACGAUCAUUGCCUUCGAUUGAUGCUCUUCCAACUUUCACAGCAGUUACUUCUAAUGUCAGGGAAUCAGAGUUUGCAUCAACAUUUAAGGAUGUUAUUCAAGAGAAACGUCAUGACAACGAACAGCAAAAGCUGUAUGCUACUCCGAAGAAACGGAGAUUUGCAGAGCCUCGGUACAUAUCCGAAAUUACAACUUCCGAUUUUUCAUCACCUAAGAGAGCACGAAGAGUUAUUAAUAUGGUGAACAAAACCUAUAAAGAGAAAUGUAAUUUGAUCCAUAAUCUGCAGAAAAAAAAUCAAGCGCUGUGUAAACGCAUUACUACUUUAGAGAAAUUGGUAACGCAUUUGCGUAAAGAAGUAUUAAUGUCAGAAGAAGAUGCAGACACUUUAAUGGUACAGUAUCAAAAUAUUAUUAAAAUAUUAUUCUAUCAAAAUAUUAUUAAAUGGUUGAAUUUAUUUGGAUUUAUUUCAUGAUUAGCCACAGAGACAAGCUACAUCGUGCUAGAAUAAUUAAAUAAAAUAGAAUAAACAGACUCUGAUUAUUUUAUAUUAGUAUUUCAUGCACAAAAUCUUAAAAGGAUUGUUUAUAAUGAUGUUAAUGUAAUUGAAAUUAUAAAUAUUAUAAAUA